AUGUCUGCUCCGGUGCCUUUUCGAUUGGAUCAAACCAAGGUUUGCUUAUUUCUUAUUUUUAAUUUCAAUUAAUUCAAUUCAAAAAUUUUUUCAAUAAAAAAAUCUUCUUCUAAAAUAUUUGUAAAAAAUCUAAUAAAUUUUUUAUUAGACAGAGAUAUAAAAUUUUUGGAACACAUGAGAUAUUUUGAAUUGAGCAACAGGUGACUUCUCAUUUUUCAAAUCGACAUAAAAAUCGAUUUUUCUACGUUUUAUACUUUUUUUUCAAAUAGAAUAUGCCAAACUUUCCGCCACAAGUUUAUUAUCGGGAUACUUAUGGAUUUGAUGAUCGGAAAAGUGAAUCAGAUAAUGAUAGUGUUACAACAAAAUCAACAGGUUUGUUAUUUUAUUUUUUCAAAUAAAAACUAUUUUAAAAAUUGAGUACAAAAUUUCCAACCAAGAUUCUAAUUGUAAGGCUCUUCAAGCAAAAGACAUUGGGAUUCGCUUAAGAAAAAUUCAAAAAGACCCCUUUGUAGAUGUUCAGAUGUGCUGGUUUGGAUAGUGUUUCACAAAAAUUCAGAAAAAUAUAUUUAAAAAAAACUAAAAUUUUAGCUAACUCUAUUUUCAACAAACUUAAUAUGCUAGUGAAAUAUUGAUUUAAAAAAGUUACUGAUUUUUCUGAUAAUCUGGAAAACUUCCAACUUGAAACCCUCCAACAUUUUAUUUCCCAUCCUACUCCAAAAAUUUGUAGUGACAGUCAGAACAACCUACAAUAUCAAUCCGAAUGCAACAAGUAGCGGUGGAAUUGCAAUUAAUCCAACUUAUCAACAUAUUCAUCGUAAUAUGGAAACAAGUAAAAUGACAAAUUUUUCAAAUUCUUAUCAUGUUGAACAAUUGGUGACUUCAAAAAUUCUAACACCAAAUCCAAGAACACUUUUGAUUUGCACUUUGAUAGCUUUUGCUAGUGCAGUGCAGUUGGUGAGUUGGAAUUUUUUUGAUUUUUAAAAUCCGAAAAGGCAAUUUCAGCUGAUGUUCUCAAUGAUCGCAAUGUUUUACGAUGGUCCACUUCCUUGGACAGUCAUCAUUUCAUUUUUAUUAAUUUUAAACACUUUGAUAGUUCUGGUAUUCACUAGAUGUCGACCAACAAGAGCUUGGCUGGUGAGAAACAUCAUUUCGAAAAAUAAAAACAAAAGAAAAGUUUCAGUUUGCCAGUCUGAUAGCUGUUGCUUUUUCAUUCAUCGAAUGUGCUGGUUUAUUUUUCUGGACAGCUUUGCUAAUUAGUGACGAGGAGAAAGUGAGUUUUGUUUUCGAUUCAAAAAAUUCAAAUCUUCUUUUCAGUACCUCGAGAAAGUUGGUGCUAAUGACAAUCGGAUAGUGACAAGCACUCGAAUUGCUAUGUAUUCUUGUCAACUAAUUUUUGCGCCAAUACACAGUAUGUUUCAAAAUUAUUUUUUUUGCUAAGCUCCAGUUUCAAAACCUUUCAAAUUUUCAGUGAUCGCCACCGGCCUCUUAUUUUUCAUCUUACGAAAACAAAUCUCAUCCACUGAUCAGAUCGUAAAUGGAUAUUUUUUGAGUGAACCUCAAUUGGGACAUCAGAAAAUCUUGGUUCCUAUUGAACUUCGACAAAUCCGUGAUUUAUCCGAUGAUGAUGCUGAUAAUGCAUCAGUUGGUGUACAAACCGGAGGUUCCAGACAUAACUAA
This is a messenger RNA of Caenorhabditis angaria, 1677 nucleotides long. The record is from the annotation of a GenBank genome assembly. NCBI's taxonomy places the organism in Eukaryota, Metazoa, Nematoda, Chromadorea, Rhabditida, Rhabditidae.